AUGGCAACUCUCGCUGAUUCCUUUUUAAAAGAUCUUGAAGAUCUUGAAUUAGAAGAUGAUAAUUUUUCUGAUUUCAACAUCCAAAAAAAGGAUAAUGAAGAAGAAAAAAUUGAAGAUAAUGAUGAUUAUGAAGAAAUAGUAGAUGCAAUUGAAGAAUUUUUAAAUGAGAGAAAAAAAAAAAAAGAACGUAAAAUAUCUGAAUUAUUAUAUAAUGAAGAAUUUCUUAAAAUGAUGAACGAUAUAAAAGAUUAUAUAAGAGAAGAAGAAGAGCAACAUGAACAAAUGAAUGAUAAUAAAGCAUUAAGAGAAAGAAGAGAAAAAGAUGACAAUGAAAAAGAAAAGGAUGAAGAAGAAGUAUUAAUUGAAAAAUGCAUUGAAUUAAUAAUUAAAAUAGAUACAGAAAUAUUAAAUAUACACAAAUAUGUAAAAGAUAUAUAUUCAACAAAAUUUCCUGAAUUAGAUUCUAUAGUUUACUCUCCUUUAGAGUAUAUAAGUGUUGUAAGUAAGAUUAAAAAUGAAAUUGAUCUAACAAAUAUUGAUUUUUCAGAUAUCUUACCAAAUACUACCGUUAUGGCUAUAACAGUUGCAUCUAGUAUGACGACAGGAAUUAAGUUAUCUGAUCAUUUACUAAAAAAUUGUUUAUCAUUUUGUAGUGAAGCAUUAGAAUUAAAUGAAAAUAGAAAAAUGAUUUUACUUUAUUUAGAAAGCAAAAUGUUUUUAUUAGCUCCAAAUUUAACUAUGUUAUUAGGUAGUGCAUUAACAGCUCGUUUAAUUAGUUCUGUUGGAUCAUUAAAAAAUUUGUCUGUUACAUCAUCACAAAAUAUAAUAGUUGUUGGAGGAUCAAAAAAAUCAGUUUUAGGAUUAAGUAAUGUUAAUAAGACCUUCGGUAUAGGGAUUUUAAGUUCAUCUGAAAUUGUUCAAAGUGUUCCAGAUUCCUAUAAAAAGAAAGCAAUUAAAUUAUUAGCAGGAAAAUGUAGUUUAGCUGCUAGAAUAGAUUACUUUAAAAAAUAUAGAGAGGGGCAAUACGGGUUAUUAUUAAGAGAAAAUGUUAUUAGUCAUUUAAUAAAAUUACAAGAACCCCUUCCAAUGAAACAAAAGAAAAUUUUGCCUAUGCCAGAUGAAAAAAGAAGAAGAAGAAGAGGAGGAAGAAGAUAUCGAAAGUUAAAAGAAAAAACUCAAAUAACAGAAUUAAGAAAACAAAUUAAUAGAUUGCCAUUUGGGCCAAAUACCACUGAUGAUUUUUAUAUAUUCAGUGAUCAAAAUACAACAUUACUAAAUUCAAAUAUAACUAAAUUAAAAUAUCAAACUAAACAGAAAAGUAAUAUUUCUAAGAAAAAAAAUAUGAAUAUACAGUCAAGUGGUGUGACUGGAGGUUUAUCUUCUUCUUUGAUUUUUACCCCUCUACAAGGUAUUGAAUUAUAUAAUCCGUCAGUUAAUCAAAAAAAUGAUCAAAAUGAAAAUAAAUAUUUUUCUAGUACAGCUCAAUUUCGUAAAGUACAAAGUAAAAUAUAA
Molecule: messenger RNA, 1512 nt
Organism: Plasmodium gallinaceum
Lineage: Eukaryota; Apicomplexa; Aconoidasida; Haemosporida; Plasmodiidae
Gene: PRPF31
Product: U4/U6 small nuclear ribonucleoprotein PRP31, putative
Exons: 2
Coding region: 1-1512 (503 amino acids)
Biological process (GO): mRNA splicing, via spliceosome; spliceosomal tri-snRNP complex assembly
Cellular component (GO): U4 snRNP; precatalytic spliceosome; U4/U6 x U5 tri-snRNP complex
Source: RefSeq, a predicted model, not a curated record